AUGGAUUCUCUCAUUGAAAAACUUGAUAAACUCGUCUUGGACGCUGACUUCGCGCCGUUCUUAGCUGUCCUUAAAGGCGCUCGGAAUGGAGCCGUCUACGGUGCCAAAAUACGAUUUCCUCAUGCUUUGGUGAUGAUAUUUCUUUUCCGUUCAGGAAGUAUACGAGAGAAAGCAUGGCUCGUAUUCAAAGCCACAAGACAACAUGCACGGAACCUUUCACUAUUUGCAACUAUCUACAAAUCCACCAUGAUCGCUCUUAAAUAUAUAGGACCAAAUGGUUGGGGUAAGGAAGGCCCAUACGAUACAUUUGUCGCCGGGCUUCUGGGGGGUUAUCUCGUUUUUGGCAAAUCGCGGGGGAGCGUCAGCAAACAGAUUGUGAUAUACAUUUUCGCUCGUGUGAUGCUUGCAAUAGCGAAGAUAUCUGUUGAACCCGGAACACAUAGGCUGUCGCAUCUUAUAACCCCAGAAGCCAGGGAUAAAAUAUACGCCAAUGCAUGGCCAGCCUUUGCCAGCCUCAGCUGGGCGUUCGUCAUGUACAUAUUCCGUUGGCACCCAGCAGCUAUCCAGUCAAGUUUACGGAGUAGCAUGACCUACAUCUAUGCGGACUCGGAUCACUGGGAUUCGCUAAGAACUCUGUUAAUACACAAUAAAUGA
Histoplasma mississippiense is the source of this 654-nucleotide messenger RNA. RefSeq lists its product as hypothetical. The coding region runs from base 1 to 654 and encodes 217 amino acids. Lineage: Eukaryota; Fungi; Ascomycota; Eurotiomycetes; Onygenales; Ajellomycetaceae. Gene Ontology annotation, cellular component: peroxisomal membrane. The record is from RefSeq and is a predicted model, not a curated record. The transcript is spliced from 6 exons.